Messenger RNA from Rhagoletis pomonella (apple maggot), 372 nucleotides. RefSeq lists its product as uncharacterized. Lineage: Eukaryota; Metazoa; Arthropoda; Insecta; Diptera; Tephritidae. The record is from RefSeq and is a predicted model, not a curated record.
AGCGCGAUCCUCAUUCAAACGAAAAUUCCAAGAAAAUAUUCAUCAAUCGUAAGGGAUACGAAUAUGGAGACAGAUGAGCAGUCAAAAUAUCGUAAAAUUUUACAUAUUUUGUUUUUCGUUCUAAUUACUUGGGCACUUGUUAUAACUUGUGAGCUUUCUGCACGCUAUUUGAAGCCGACUUUCCGAACGGAACUAGCAUAUCCAGUAGAACCGAUACUCGAGGAACCGGUAGUCGAGAAGCCGCCGCGCAAUGAUUCAAUUUUCUAUAGUCCAAUGGUGGAGUUUAAAAAUCGAAUAAAAGAACUCGAAUUAGAGGCCAGUGAGAAGAAGAAGCGACGGAGGUAUCGCGCGGGCCCAUCGAUCCUUUAUGAA